Paraglomus occultum is the source of this 651-nucleotide messenger RNA. Lineage: Eukaryota; Fungi; Glomeromycota; Glomeromycetes; Paraglomerales; Paraglomeraceae. The record is from the annotation of a GenBank genome assembly.
AUGAAUAACUCUUAUAAGCAUGCUCUCAAGCAGAUCAAUAGUAUUCGUGAGGACAUUGGCAAGUUUGAUCGGGGUGAGGACGUUUCUGUCGGUAUACAAGGACAAAUAUCAGCUGGUUUCACAGCACUAGAACGUACAAUCGACGAAUACGACGGCCUUGCCAGGAGAGAGAUUAUUUUGGUGAAGCAAGAGAAGGCACUUGUGAAUCUGCGCAAGCUAAGAGAUGAUUACAACGAGUUGAGAAAGUUGUUUGCGGCGACGAAACAGCGAGAAAUGGCUAAAGUUGCUGCUAAUGAUCGAUCCGAGUUGCUUGGGCGACGGCAUCAAACAUCGACGCCGGAACAUCCCUUUCACAGAGAUCUCACAAGAGAAGACUAUGCACUCCGGGAACAUAGUUUUCUUAACGAGACAGAUUCAAAAUUAGAUGAGUUUAUAUCUUACGGUAAUACAGUUCUUAAUGAUAUGUACCAUCAGAAUAAUAUACUAAAGGGUACCCAACGUAGACUGUUAGAUGCGGCAAACACUCUAGGACUCUCUCGUAGUGUAAUCCAAUAUAUCGAACGAAGGUCUAGUCAAGAUAACUGGAUUUUUAUCAUUGGAGCAGGAUUCACGUUAUUCUGCAUGUGGGCAAUUGUACAUUAUUUAACAUAA